CAGCCAACCAGCUACGUUGGGAGUAGGAGAUGGUCAAGGAAACCGACUCCAAAAGUACGAGCAGAUGGUGAGACUCGAAUAUGUGCCGGCACACAGAGUUCGUUACAUCCUCUUGCCUAUACUAAACCGAGUAAACUGUAAACCCUAUACCAGAGACUCAGAGAGAAACAUCCAGACAGGGAGGACAACGCUCCAGUUGAAACGUAGGUGACUCAAGUUUCUGAAUUCAGGGAGUAAGUUGCAGCUCGUGGGGGUGGUUUUGUUUUGACGUUUUUAUACACCGGAGGUGGAGUAGUUGGCGUUCAGAAGGAGGUUGUGAGAAUGAGCUCAGACAGCAGAAGAAUGAGCAGGAGCAAAAGUAGAAGCAGAAGUAGAAGCAGGAGUCCUGUGGAUCGAAAGAUCCGUGGUGAACGCCCGUCAUUUCGUAGUGCACCUUAUGGGAGAGACCAACGUCGGGGUUUCAGUCAGGACAAUCUAUGCAAGAAUUGCAAGCGCCCUGGACACUUUGCUAGAGAAUGUCCUAAUGUAGGCAUCUGUCAUAAUUGUGGUCUUCCUGGGCAUAUCGCCCUGGAAUGUACCACGAAGUCUCUUUGUUGGAACUGUCGAGAGCCUGGCCAUACAGCCAGCAGCUGCCCUAAUGAGGGCAUUUGCCACAGAUGUGGAAAGGGUGGCCACCAGGCCAGGGACUGUCAUAUCCCACCACCGCCACCUGGUGAUAUGAGGUUGUGCAACAACUGUUACAAACAAGGUCACCUUGCUCCGGAUUGUACCAACGAGAAGGCCUGCAACAACUGUAGGAGGACAGGUCACCUUGCUCGAGACUGUACUAAUGAACCUGUCUGCAACCUGUGCAACUUGUCAGGACAUGUUGCAAGAGGUUGCCCUAAGGCGGAUGACCUUGCAGGGAGAGGAAAUGUGGUUAGAGGUGGGGGUAGGGGUGGUGGUGGUGGUGGUGGUGGUGGUGGGGCUUACCGGGAUGUUGUGUGCAGGAACUGCCAGCUGGUGGGUCACAUGAGCCGGGACUGUGUUACACCUGUGAUCUGCAAUAUGUGUGGAGGGCGUGGUCAUCUGGCAUAUGAAUGUCCUUCAGGGAGGUACUUGGACCGCUACCCCAGGAGGUACUGAACUACUGAUUAACGAGGUUUAUUGUGUAAUGGCUAUCAGUGAGAUUUAGGUGUGCAUCGGCAUAUGUUUUUGCCAUGCAGACUCAGGUUCUUGAACUGGAGUUUAUUAGAUUCAGUUGAAGUUUUAAGUUUCAAAUUGAUCUUUGAGUGCUGUACUAGUUAAUGGAACUUUUUUGUAGUGCUUGAAGUUUAAAUUUGAAGAAUUUGGAAUUUUCUUUUCACUUCAUUUAUCCUACAGACCUUCAGGA
Spinacia oleracea (spinach) is the source of this 1372-nucleotide messenger RNA. RefSeq names its product zinc finger protein GIS2. The transcript has 4 exons. Bases 322 to 1125 code for a protein of 267 amino acids. The record is from RefSeq and is a predicted model, not a curated record. Gene Ontology annotation, molecular function: nucleic acid binding; zinc ion binding. NCBI's taxonomy places the organism in Eukaryota, Viridiplantae, Streptophyta, Magnoliopsida, Caryophyllales, Amaranthaceae.